Messenger RNA from Phoenix dactylifera (date palm), 4149 nucleotides. NCBI's taxonomy places the organism in Eukaryota, Viridiplantae, Streptophyta, Magnoliopsida, Arecales, Arecaceae. The record is from RefSeq and is a predicted model, not a curated record.
UUAUCAAGUGAACCGUCGGUUUAAGUUGCUCUUCUGGCGCCCAAGAAAGGCGGUGAUACUCACUCCCCGUUCACCGGAGAAAUUUCACCGCCUUCUCGAGGCUCGGCGCUCGGCGAGAAGAACUCCGGCGACGAAACCCUAGAAAGUUAUAUGUAAAUGCAGAGCAUAAAACGCUUGCCGAGAAGUGUUCAUAGUCCACUGCGUUCGAGCAUAGUUUUGUUUGACUUGCCGAAAGUCGUGGAAGAAUUGAUAUAUAAUAGUAUUGAUGCAGGUGCGACCAAGGUUUAUGUUUCUAUAAAUAUCAGAGCAUGUUACGUCAAAGUAGAAGACGAUGGUUGUGGUAUUACAAGAGAUGGACUGGUCAUGUUGGGUGAAAAAUAUGUGACGUCCAAGUUUGGCCUCAUGGAUGACAUUGAAUCUAUUUCUAAAAGCCUGGGUUUUAGAGGAGAGGCAUUGGGUUCCCUUUCUGAUAUUUCCUUAGUGGAAGUUAGAACAAAAGCUCGCGGGAAACCUAAUGCGUACCGCAAGAUUUUAAAGGGACCGAAGUGCUUAUUUUUUGGAAUAGAUGAUCGGAGGGAAGUUGUUGGUACGACUGUUAUUGUUCGAGAAUUAUUUUACAACCAACCAGUUCGAAGGAGAUGCAUGCAGUCUAGCCCCAAAAAGGUUCUCCAUUCUGUGAAGAAAUGUGUGCUUCGAACUGCUCUUGUUCACCCGCAAAUUUUAUUCAAAGUCACUGAUAUUGAGAGUGAGGAUGUGUUACUCUGCACAAUUCCUUCGUCAUCUCCUUUGCCUCUUAUCUCUGAUGGUUUUGGGAAUGAAGUAUCCAGUUCUCUACAUGAAAUUGUUUACUCUGAUAAAAAACUGAUGCUUUCUGGGUAUAUAUCUGGGUCUGCUGAUGCUUUCUCCACAAAGGCUUUCCAGUAUCUCUAUAUUAACUCAAGGUUCGUUAGCAAGUGCCCAAUUCAUAAAUUGGUUAAUGAUCUGGCAGCUAGAUUUCAGGGUUCUUUAGCCCAGAGGGUCGAGCCUGAGUUCCAUAGGGGGAAGAGACUCAAGAAUCAUGGAUAUCCAGCAUAUAUGUUUAAUCUGUGCUGUCCUCCUCUUAGUUAUGACCUAAGUUUUGAACCUUCAAAGACAAUUAUAGAAUUCAAGGAAUGGGGUACUAUCUUGAUUUUCUUUGAGCAAGCCAUCAUGCAUUGCUGGGAACAACUUCAGGCGAAAUCACUGCAAGGAAAAUCUUUUGCCUAUAAAAAUGGUAUAUCUAUGGAAAAUGAAGUUCAGAAGGAAGACCCAUUGACCACAGACAUAUCUAAGACCUCUAACAUGAGAAAGAAGAGAUGCAAUAUCCAGUUACGUCAUUGCUCUGUUUCUCAUAGCCCCAUUAGCAGUCCCCUCAAGAUUGCAUCAGAAGAUAUUACUACUUCUCAUGGAAGAUCAUCUAAAGAUCACAAGAUAUUUUCCCUGGAGCCUGAACCAAGCCAAAGUGAUACUGAGUUUUUUGGUUUUACUGAUUGCUCUUUGCAGCAUGUAAUUAAUGACAGAGCGGAUGUUCUUGAUUCUAGAUGUGAUCAAAUGGGUGGCAUAAACCACAAUCCUCUUUGGUGGACAAGGAAUGCUGAUUCUUUGCCUCUGGAAAAUCAUCUCAUUCCUGAUCUUACUUCUGAAGUUAAAGAAAAAUGUGAUAUGCAAGAGUUUGUAUGGAAGAACAGACCUCCUAAUGGCACCAGAAACUUGAAAGGAGAAUUAAUUAGUUGCAACAUGACUGAUCCUCAUGACAUCUUGGUAAAUGCUCAGAAAGUUCAUAAUCCAUUACACAAUCCCAACCCCAAGUCUCUCAGCAAACCAGGGAUGAAAGAAAGUUAUCCUUUAAUGGAGAAUGAGCUCUGUAACUCAACUCCCAGUGGUUUUGGCAUUAAGCUUGUUCAUUUAAGAAAAGAACUUGAUUCAAAUGCUUUGGAUGCUAAUUAUCACGUUGAAGGUUCAAGUUCUAGGGAUAUUUUUUGCCCCAAAAAAUUUGAUGCUGCUACGCCCUCAUUCAAUAUAAUUAGAAAAUGCCAGGCACUUAGGGACUUGGAUGUGUUAUCAAGUGAUUCAGUUGGCCCUCAUUCUUGUGAUCAAACUUGUUUAUUUGAGGAGAACAACCUUCAUAAUAGGCUAGAAGUUUGUGAAACUGGCUCCAUAUGUCAGUUACCUAAUGAAGAAUGCCUUCUUUAUUCCCGACAUCCAACUUUUGAUUCUACAAGCAGAGAUUCAUUGGAAUGGAAUUUGAGAUCUUUAAGAUGUAUUGAUGCAGGGUACUCUACAAUAAUGGAAGAAAAGGAUGAAUUUUUCAACUCUCUUCGGAAUAGUUACAGUGAGAUUUAUCCUGAUGAAAGCUGGGCGAAAAACAGAUCAGAUCAUGAAUAUUGCUCUAGUCCCAAGAAAGAUAUGCACUAUGGCCACCUUUCAGAUGAAACAACUUUUGGUGAUGUUUGCUUGUUGGAUAAUUUAAAUCAUGAAACUAGCUGGUUGUUUUCAGACUCUAUUAAUGUUAAAAGGACUGAUGGCUAUUCCAAAUUUAGAGUUCACCCGGUGCACAAUCAUGAUAAGGGGGUUGAGAGCUCAUUGCAUGAACAGGGAUUUCGAAAUCAUGUACUGCCUCAGGCUCACAAGGUUAGAUCAAGGAGGAGUUCUUCAGCUCCACCAUUUUACAAAGGGAAGUGCAAAUUCUUUACUUUAAACUGUUUGGCCAAAACAGCGAGAAAAAAGCCUGAUUUUGAGUUCUCAAAGGCUUCACCAGAGAGCAUAAACUCAUUAGAUAAUGUGUCACAAUCUAAUGCAUCACAGAAGCCUCUUAACAGGGAGGUUUCCCAGCCGCAGAUCAGACAAUGCAUUGAUGAAAAGCGGAGCAGACAAGAGAUGAAAAUAUCCUACUCCGUAGGUUCUAUCACUGAUGAACCAGAACAUGUUGCAGCUGAAAUGACUAAGUGGCGAACUGGCAUUUUGCAGCCUACAGUUAAAGAUGGGGACUUCUGGCAUAAUUCUUUUGAACAAAGUGAAGAUAUACUAGACAUUUCUUCUGGUAUUUUACAUCUCGCUGGUAGCUCCUUAGUGCCUGAAUCUAUUGACAAAGAUUGCCUUCAGGAUGCAAGGGUUCUCCUUCAGCUGGAUAGAAAAUUUAUUCCUGUAAUGGCAAGUGGAACACUCAUCAUUAUCGAUCAGCAUGCUGCAGAUGAACGAAUUCGCUUGGAAGAGCUUCGCCGAAAGGUCCUGUCUGGUGAGGGCAUUGGAAUUACUUAUCUGGAUCCUGAGCAGGAGUUAGUAUGUCUAUCUGAUUAUCCUUUUCUUAUGCAACCUGUAAGCAUGUUUACUUAUUUUUGGUAUUUCGAUAUUGAUUGCCUUUUACCUUUAUUUGUAUAUCGAUGUCAGGUUCUUCCUGAAAUGGGGCUUCAGCUGUUGCAAAAAUAUAGAGAGCAGAUACAGCAAUGGGGUUGGAUCUGCAGCACUCCUAGUCAGCCCUCAGAAUCAUUCACAAAGAACAUGAACCUUUUCAAGAGACGUGCAUGUGGUGUUUCUCUUGUUGCAGUACCAUGUAUAUUAGGCAUCAAUUUGACUGACAAAGAUCUUAUAGAAUUCAUUGAGCAGCUUGUUGAGACAGAUGGAUCAUCAACUCUGCCACCUUCUGUUCUUCAUGUUCUAAACUUCAAAUCCUGCAGAGGUGCGAUCAUGUUUGGUGAUUCCUUGUUACCUUCAGAAUGUUCUCUUAUUGUUGAAGAAUUGAAAGCUACACCACUAUGCUUCCAGUGUGCUCAUGGGCGACCGACUACUGUCCCUCUUCUCAAUAUGGCAGCUCUUCAUGAGCAGUUGGCCUGGCUUCAGGUGCAGCAGGAGGGCCCAAGAGAGACAUGGCAUGGACUCAGCCGGCAUAAAUCCAGCAUUAGACGUGCACAGUUGCGUCUGGAUUCUGCGAGAAAGUUUCACAGCCGAUAGCAUGCUAGAGUAGCUUACAUUUUGUGGUCUGUAUAAUUAAAUGCCACCAGUCCGUUGCUGAUUGUAGUGCAUUUUAAUAAUGUUUGUAUACAAUUAUCAUGCAUUUGUAAGAAUCUAAUAAACAUCUUGUCAUCUAAUUAACCAUUUGUAAUGGCAAUAAAAAUUUAUUCCCAUUUAACCAAG